AGCUAAAUCACAAAAUAAAUCAAUCAAUGGUUGCAGUCAUGAAGUCAUUGGUGUCAAAGCUGACUCGAGCUCCGUGGCAAGGAAACUAAAUGAAAGUCACGUUAUCGGGACGUACAUGAGGAUUCAUUUGAUUGCCUCCAUGACAACCGACCUCCAUUCUUUAAUGAGCUUCUCUGAGAAAUGAUGAAACACAAUAAUGCUCCAGUAAAGCAUCAAAUUAGAUUCAGGUAGUGUUACGCAACACCGGAGCCGCUCGUUCAUUCACUGUGUGUUCUAGUGGCUGCGCGCACAACCGCAGCGAGUGCGCGGCGCAAAGUGGAUGAACGCACGUGGGACUGAGUCGUGACUGAACGAGGCAGCAGCGGAUCCAGCGAGAUCUCCGCUCUCUGCUCUUCUUCUGUGUAUCUCCAUCCUGAUGCGCCUGCCUCCUCCUCCUUCACCUCCUCCUCGUCUCCCUCCUGGAUCAGCAGAAACAGCAGUGAUGGGGAAGACCACCAUGUAGAGACGGAGAGGCAGCGGAGGCAACAACAGAAUAGCAGCAAUGGGAAGCCACACAUGGAGCGGGUCUGGACUGCAGCCGUGGUGAGCCUGAGACCUACAGGACUUGCAACCACCAUCAUUGCCCUACUCAGGACCUGACCACUGGGGCUGUCCAACGCUCACCUGGAUGCUCCCCACUUGUGUUUCAUCGCCCCCUCCUCUCUCCUCGUUCUCUGCUGCUCUUUCUCCUCUUCUUGUUUCUUCUCUUUGAUGGUUUUUGGUCUGCUGAUAUCUGACAGCCUCUCCUGAAACAGAGAAGCUGCUCAUCACUUGAUCCACUUGGAUUUUUUCCCCAUUUUAACCUGUGUUCCCUUUUUGGUUGUUGUCACCUGCUUGAUACCUAUUUUGGAUUUUUUUUUUUUCAUCUCUCUGUUGUGCAAGCUUUUUGAUUGAUCUAUAAGCAAUAACAAACACUAAUCUAACUGACUUGACUAACCGACAUCAUGGGAGACAUGUCGAACAGCGAUUUUUACGCCAAGAACCAAAGAAAUGACAGCAACCGGGUGGCUGGCUUCGGCUGCUCGCUCAUGGAGCUGCGCUCGUUGAUGGAGCUGCGUGGCACGGAGGCGGUGGUCAAGCUCCAGGAGGACUACGGGGAUGUGGAGGGAAUGUGCACACGACUGCAAACCUCACCCACAGAAGGCCUCACAGGCUCCCAACCCGACCUGGACAAGAGAAAAGAAAUAUUUGGGAAAAACCUGAUACCUCCAAAGAAGCCAAAAACCUUCCUGCAACUGGUAUGGGAGGCCCUGCAGGACGUCACCCUCAUCAUCCUGGAGGUUGCUGCACUGAUCUCCCUGGGCCUUUCCUUCUACCACCCUCCCGGAGACAGCUCCGGAGAGUACUGUGGAGCAGCGGCAGGGGGGGCAGAGGACGAAGGCGAGGCGGAAGCUGGCUGGAUCGAGGGUGCGGCCAUCCUGUUGUCUGUGGUGUGUGUGGUGCUGGUUACCGCCUUCAAUGACUGGUCGAAGGAGAAGCAGUUCCGUGGGCUGCAGAGCCGCAUUGAGCAAGAGCAGAAGUUCCAGGUGGUCCGUGGUAGCCAGGUUAUACAGCUGCCCGUGGCUGACAUAGUGGUGGGGGAUAUUGCACAGAUCAAAUACGGUGAUCUGCUUCCAGCUGAUGGUGUGUUGAUCCAGGGCAAUGACCUGAAGAUUGAUGAGUCAUCACUGACCGGAGAGUCAGACCACGUCAAGAAGACUGUGAACAAGGACCCCAUGCUGUUGUCUGGGACUCAUGUGAUGGAGGGGUCAGGGCGCAUGGUGGUGACUGCCGUCGGUGUCAACUCUCAGACUGGCAUCAUCUUCACGCUGCUGGGGGCCAGCACAGAAGAAGAAGAGAAGAAAGAAAAGAAAGAUCGGGCAGUGGAAGACGGACACCGGAAUACAGUAAAGAAGCAGGAUGGAGCAGCUGCCAUGGAGAUGCAGCCUCUUAAGAGUGCUGAAGGCGGAGAGACCGAUGAAAAAGAGAAGAAGAAGGUGUCCGUCUCAAAGAAGGAGAAAUCUGUGCUGCAGGGGAAGUUGACCAAACUGGCCGUCCAGAUUGGCAAAGCAGGUUUGCUCAUGUCGGCCAUCACAGUCAUCAUCCUGGUCCUGUACUUUGCCAUCGACAACUUUGUAUUGCAGAAGCUCCCGUGGAUGACAGAGUGCACUCCCAUUUACAUCCAGUAUUUUGUCAAGUUCUUCAUCAUCGGUGUCACUGUGUUGGUGGUGGCUGUGCCAGAGGGGCUGCCGCUGGCCGUCACCAUUUCCCUAGCGUAUUCUGUCAAGAAAAUGAUGAAAGACAACAACUUGGUGCGUCACCUGGAUGCGUGCGAAACGAUGGGCAACGCCACCGCCAUCUGCUCUGACAAGACAGGCACGCUGACCACCAACCGCAUGACGGCCGUGCAGUGUUACGUUGGAGAUGUGCACUACAAAUUAAUCCCAGACCCUGGAGUUCUGCCACCCAAAACACUUGACUUAAUGGUCAAUUCCAUCGCCAUCAACAGCGCCUAUACCACCAAGAUACUGCCCCCAGAUAAGGAAGGCGGACUGCCGAAGCAGGUGGGCAACAAGACAGAGUGCAGCCUGCUGGGAUUGGUUCUGAGCCUGAAGCGGGAUUACCAGACAGUAAGAAACCAGAUGCCAGAGGAAAAGCUUUACAAAGUCUACACCUUCAACUCUGUCAGGAAGUCCAUGAGCACCGUCAUCAAACUGCCUGAUGGGAGCUUCCGCAUGUACAGCAAAGGAGCCUCUGAGAUUGUCCUCAAAAAAUGCAGCCAUAUUCUGAACGAGGUGGGGGAGUCGAGGGUUUUCCGUCCUCGGGACAAGGACGAGAUGGUGAAGAAAGUGAUUGAGCCCAUGGCGUGUGAGGGCCUGAGGACCAUCUGUGUGGGGUACCGCGACUUCUCCUGCAAUCCUGAGCCAAACUGGGAGGAUGAGAACAACAUUCUAACUGACCUCACAGCCAUCUGUGUCGUAGGGAUAGAGGAUCCCGUCAGGCCAGAGGUGCCUGAUGCCAUCCAGAAGUGCCAGCGUGCCGGCAUCACCGUGCGCAUGGUGACGGGAGACAACAUUAACACAGCCAGGGCCAUAGCUAUCAAGUGCGGCAUCAUUCACCCAGGAGAAGACUUCCUCUGUAUCGACGGCAAAGAGUUCAACAGGAGGAUCCGCAACGAGAAAGGAGAGGUGGAGCAGGAACGUAUUGACAAGGUUUGGCCUAAACUCCGAGUUCUGGCCAGAUCCUCCCCAACCGACAAACACACACUGGUCAAAGGAAUCAUUGACAGCACGAUGGCAGUGCAGAGGCAGGUGGUGGCUGUGACAGGAGAUGGGACCAAUGACGGACCUGCUCUAAAGAAAGCUGACGUUGGCUUCGCCAUGGGUAUUGCUGGUACAGAUGUGGCCAAGGAAGCGUCAGAUAUCAUCCUGACCGACGACAACUUCAGCAGCAUCGUCAAGGCGGUGAUGUGGGGCCGAAACGUCUACGACAGUAUCUCCAAGUUUCUUCAGUUCCAGCUUACUGUCAACGUUGUGGCCGUCAUAGUCGCUUUCACCGGCGCUUGCAUCACACAGGACUCUCCUCUGAAGGCGGUGCAGAUGUUGUGGGUGAACCUGAUCAUGGACACUUUUGCAUCCCUGGCUCUGGCAACUGAGCCUCCCACAGAGUCUCUGCUGAAGAGGAAGCCAUACGGUCGCAACAAACCCCUCAUCUCCAGCACCAUGACGAAGAACAUCCUGGGACACGCGGUCUAUCAGCUCAUCAUCAUCUUCACUCUUCUCUUUGUUGGCGAAAAAAUCUUCGACAUCGACAGCGGCCGUAACGCACCUCUCCACUCUCCUCCAUCUGAACACUACACCAUUAUCUUCAACGCCUUUGUUAUGAUGCAACUGUUUAAUGAGAUAAACGCUCGAAAAAUCCAUGGAGAGAGAAACGUGUUUGAGGGUAUCUUCAAGAACCCCAUCUUCUGCACGAUUGUUCUUGGCACCUUCGCUGUGCAGAUUGUAAUUGUGCAGUUUGGGGGGAAGCCAUUCAGCUGUAAACCUCUGAACGUGGAAAAGUGGAUGUGGUGUGUUUUCCUCGGACUGGGAGAGCUUCUCUGGGGCCAGGUCAUAUCCACCAUACCCAAUAACAGGUUGCGUUUCCUGCGGAGGGCCGGCCAGUUGACCAAGAAAGAUGAGUUACCAGACGAGGACUUAAAUGAAGAUAAUGAGGAGAUUGACCACGCAGAGAGGGAGCUGAGGAGGGGACAGAUACUCUGGUUCAGAGGACUCAAUCGUAUUCAGACUCAGAUCCGCGUUGUGAAUGCAUUCCGUAGCUCCCUCUAUGAAGGCCUGGAAAAACCCGAUUCCAGAACAUCCAUCCACAACUUCAUGACACACCCCGAAUUUAGGAUAGAAGACUCCACGCCCAACAUUCCCCUCAUCGACGACAUGGACGAUGACCCCGCUCGGAGGAGGAAGAUGUACUCCAGCCAGCCCUCGUCCCCCAACAAGAAUAACAAUGCCAUCGACAGUGGCAUCAACCUCACCAUCGACACCAGUAAAUCGGCUGCUUCCUCCAGCCCCGCCAGCCCUCUGCACAGCCUGGAGACCAGCCUCUAACCCUGAUCCAAAACCUCAGCUCUAACCUCUCGAUCGCCUCUCCUUGAAGUCUGGGUGUGCUUCUUCCUAGUUCCCUCCAGACCUUUAAUGCAACCUCACACCUUGUCAACCCCCAAAUUUCACCCAGUUCCGGCUGAAUUGUUCUCCUCCAGCCCCCUCAGAUCCCUUAAGCUUGAGCUCUUAAAGCUCUCUGUUCCUCUCGAAAUGGAGAAAAUCUAAAGUAAUACAGCAAGGUGAAAAAAAAACUAACUAGCAUACAAUCAAAAAAGCGCAGUAAAGCCACAAAACCUACACAGCCAUCCUGCUUUAAUGGUUGUAUGUGUACAGUGGCGGCAGUUGUGGUUUGUAUGACUAUAUGCGUGUUAGCAUGUACUGUAUAAGCGUGCCGCGGACUGCACAUAUGUAUGAACUGUGUCCUUCGUGGCACCGGGAGGAGACGAUACAGAGGGACACACUGCUGAGGAGUGAAAAUCACAAAACAGGACAGACUUUAAAACUCCGCUCACACUCCCUCUCCUCAACACUAACAUUGUCAAUACUGAUUAUAGUUUAAAUUAAAUUGAAGAGCAUUGUU
This is a messenger RNA of Paralichthys olivaceus (Japanese flounder), 5196 nucleotides long. The record is from RefSeq and is a predicted model, not a curated record. NCBI's taxonomy places the organism in Eukaryota, Metazoa, Chordata, Actinopteri, Pleuronectiformes, Paralichthyidae.